Molecule: messenger RNA, 4180 nt
Organism: Fopius arisanus
Lineage: Eukaryota; Metazoa; Arthropoda; Insecta; Hymenoptera; Braconidae
Gene: Elp1
Product: elongator complex protein 1
Exons: 5
Coding region: 181-4149 (1322 amino acids)
Biological process (GO): tRNA wobble base 5-methoxycarbonylmethyl-2-thiouridinylation
Cellular component (GO): elongator holoenzyme complex; cytosol
Molecular function (GO): tRNA binding
Source: RefSeq, a predicted model, not a curated record
GACUAAUUCCGUCGAUAAGUCGAACUCCUUAGGCACCGACUGAAGUUUUUUGAAGUAACCACGUGUUUAUAACCUAUUGUAGGAAUGUUUUGAAUCACAAAACACUUGUCACUUCCGUUUUCCAUUAAAAAAUUCAUGAAAAAUUCAUUAUUUUAAUUAUUGCAUUAAAAAAAUUGAGAAAUGAGGAAUCUGGCUGUUCUGUAUCACAGCAUCAGAGGGUUGAGGGAGGCAGAGGCAGGAUGUCCAGAGCUCCAGGAAGCACUCGAUAAACAAUUCGUCUGCAACAAUGAUCCUGACAGUGACACUCUCUUUAUUUUGGAGGGAAAUCGCCUCUUUUUUAUUAGUUGCAAAGAGGACAUUGAAAUUGCCAUUGAAAAGGGCAUUGAUAUUCCAAGUGCAUCAAGGACACCGGUUGGAGUGGAGCACUGGAGUGACAAUGGACUGCUGUACUGUGCCUAUUCAUCUGGAGAAUUGGUCAAAGUCAUACCAAAGUGGCCGUUCAAUCAGGAAAUCGUUGCGAAUAUCGAAGAGGGAAUAAAAUGCAUUAAAUUGAGUCCCGACCAGGAAAUACUCGUCUUGAUUACUGGGAUUGACAAUGUCAUUACUAUGAUGUCCAAUCUCCAAGUGUUAUCCAAGGUAAAUUUGCACACUGACCAAUUCGGAGAGAGACAAUUCAUAACAGCUGGAUGGGGUGCUAAAGAGACACAAUUCCACGGUACCGAGGGUAAAGCAGCAGCAAAAGCAAAACCAGUGAUAAUAGGUAAAACUGAGAAUGAUACUGGUACGUGCUCAGUAACAUGGCGAGGUGAUGGCACCCUAUUUGCCGUCACAUUUCUGAAUAAAUCGGACGAUGCUAGGCACUUCAAAGUCUUCAACCGUGAGGGCGUCCUCCAGUGGACGAGUGAGUUGACGAGUGGCUUGGAAGAGAACCUUUCCUGGAAGCCAUCUGGCAAUCUGCUCGCCUCCACCCAAAGACUCCCGAACAAGCACGUCACAGCACUCUUCGAGAAAAAUGGACUGAAGCACCGAGAGUUCUCUCUUCCAUUUCUACCAAAUGAAACCCAUGUGAAAAAGAUCAUCUGGUCACCAGAUUCAGAGAUUUUAACCAUCUGGUGUCAGAAGUACCAUCAGAAGGAGACAUUCCUCCAGCUGUGGACAGAGAAUAAUUACCACUGGUACCUGAAACAAACAAUUCCCUUUAAAGAGGAGAACCCUCUGGUAUUUUUUACCUGGAGCACAAUUCCCCGUGCUAAGAAACGUCUGAUCAUCCUGACCAGGGACAACUUUAUGAUUUACGCAUUCAGAUGGUCAAUCGAUCGCACUCGUGGACAAUCUGACGACGAUAAAGCUGUCGUGGGUGUUGUUGACGGUGACAGAGUUCUCCUGACUGCCUUCAAAGUGGGCAUCAUGCCACCCCCCAUGUCACAUCACUCAGUGCAAAUUAAUGGAACAUCCAAUGGUUUCUUCUUCGCACCACUUUGUCUCAAAGAUACUCACCACUGGCUUGAUUCCAAUUGCUUAUUCGUAAAUGUGAAGAAUAAUCAAUUGGCACUGUAUCUCCAUCAAGAUGAAGGGCCCCUAAGCUAUAAACAUUUUAAGACCUUUGACUUGGAGUGGAAAGUCCCAAAGGUGGUGGACGAGAGACUGGGGUACACAAUGCAUCAUUUCGUAUGGAUGAGAAACGAUUUGAUAUUAUGCUCUGCAUCUGUUGAAGGGCGAAGUUAUCUUUGCGUUGUGGAGGUGGAGAAUCUAAACGUAGAGAGAGAAACUGGAAGACUUGUUGUCAGUGAAGCCUUGAUGAUGGACGGUUCUAUACAUCAUAUUGCCCCGACCACCGAUCUAAACCAAGCGUAUCUGAUCGUGGAUAGUAGUGUGUUGCAAUACACCCACGGAGAGGGUCUCACACCAACUGAAAUAUUUUUACCAGAACCGUGUGAUCACGUCGAGGUCGUUAGGAUCGGCAUGCGACAAGUGCUCGUCACACUUGGUAGCAGAAACCGUCUCUUCCUCGACGGCGCAGAAGUUGCUAAUAACAUUACUAGUAUUUGCAUUCAUUCGGAAUUUCUUCUGCUAACAACUCUGCAGCACGCACUGGUAACGGUCAAGAUGGAUGAGCUUGGUUUUUCCAAAUUUUCCACAUCGACGCUAUCAAUUAAAUCAUGGGGGACUGAUUUUGAUGAGAACACAGGAUUGAGCAUAAGAAGAAUGGAACGAGGUGGAAGUCUAGUGAAUGCUUUACGUAAGGAUGAUAAAGCCAUUCUCCAGAUGCCCAGAGGUAAUCUUGAGACUAUUCAGCCACGUUCCAUGUCUCUCCACAUAAUCAAAACCCAUCUGGUCUCCCUCAACUACUUCACAGUCUUCGAUAUAAUGAGAAAACAGCGAAUUAAUUUGAACUUGAUCCACGACCACAACCCUCGAGUGUUUAUGUCGACCGCUGAGAAGUUCAUUGAUGACAUAAAAAAUCCCUGCUGGUUGAAUUACUUUAUCUCCGAAUUGGUCGAGGAGGAUGUUACUGAUACCAUUUACAGAAGCUGCUACACGAAAGAGGAAAAUGCAGUGAGAAGGGAUGAAUUUGAAAAGCCUGACGGUCGCAAGGUCGAGCGAAUCUAUCAGCAUCUUCGACAGAUCAUGGAGAAGAAAGCAGAUAAACGAAAUCUAGUGCAGCCAAUUCUUACGUGCCUAGUUAAAAACAAGCAAGUAUCUGGAUUAGAGGCAGCUCUCCAGAAAAUUAAAGAGUUCAAAUCAAAAGAGGGAACGAAAGAAGGUCGUCAACAAUCAGCAGACGAGGCUCUAAAGUACCUUCUGUAUCUCGUUGAUGUCAAUGUUCUCUACGACAUAGCCCUGGGAAUGUACGACCUUGAUCUUGCUAAAUUCGUGGCGUCAAAGUCCCAGAAGGAUCCCAAGGAAUACAUACCAUACCUCAACAAUCUGGCUCAACUUGAGGAGCAUUACCGUAAAUUCAAGAUUAAUAAAGAUCUCAAGAGAUACGAAGCAGCCCUGGAGCAUAUAGCCUAUCGCCUGGAUAAAUUCGACGAAUGUAUUGAUCUCAUAGUUAAUCACACACUUUUCGUAAAAGCUGUUAAAAUAUUCCCGAGGGAAACUUACGAGUACAGGAAAGUCACGGGGAUAGCCGGUGAAUACUUCUUGAGAAAUAAAAAAUAUCGUGAAGCUGCAGUGAUGUACCAUCGCAGUGGGAAUCUGGAGCGGGCCUUUGAGUGUUAUAAAAUAUCGGGUAGUUGGCAGGAUGCCAUUAUAGCCUCUACUGAGAUGGAUUUGAAUCCUGGGGAAAUGAAUAAAUUGUAUAAAAUUCUUGUGCGUCAGAUGGUUGAGGACCGACGAUUUUGUGAUGCUGCAGAAAUAUCAUUGGCGUAUCUCAAAUCUGAGGAAGAUGCUGUGUCCCUGAUGUGUCAGGGUAAAGAAUGGAGAGAGGCAUCAAGAAUAGCGCAUACCUAUGGCAGAUUGGAUUUAAUCGAGACGGAGGUGAAGCCUGGGGUGGAGGAGCACGCUGCAUGGCUACUGUCCAAAAUAUCGGAGAAUAGGGGAGAGUUUUUAAAGUAUAAGAAGAGACUGCUCAUUGUGAGGAGCGAAAUAGCUAAGAGGGAGGCCGAAGAGGCCCUCGCUGAAGAAGAUGAUGGUGCGGGUGGAGAGGUCAGUGAUCUAUUGAGCGAGACCAGCAGUCUUGCGGGAUCCAACACCAGCCUCAGCUCUGGGAGCUCGAGGAGCUCCGGAAGGAGUUACAGAUCGAGUAAAAAUAGGAGAAAGCAAGAGAAAAAAGUACUCAGCAUAAAAGAGGGGAGUGUUUAUGAAGAUCUGGCACUUGUUCGCGCACUACACACUAUUAUUUCUACUGCCUAUUCUCAGAGAAAAGAAGUUGUAAAUGUCAAUCGAGCUUUACUCAGUUUGUAUCUCGACGAGACAGCUGAAAAAUUGCAGAAUGCACUCAUUGAUAUGAUUGAAAUUAUCGAGAAGAAUAUCGACGAGAUCUGGCUGAGACGAGAGAGUGAAGAAGAAGAGAAUCGAGUGAAUGGACACAGGAAGAUGAACCCCCGGAAACUACUUGAAUCCAAAUUCACGUAUGCACCUGAAGUGUCUUCGGUCAAUUGGAAACUAGACAUAUUUUCAACAAUUAAACGUACACCCAAAUUGUAGAUACAAAUUAUUAUGGCUAAUAAAUGCACUU